UAUCUGUUUAUCUUGAACCCUCAUAAGUAUUUUGUUUUUCUACAAAAUUAACAAAUACUUAGGUACAUGUUAAUUUGUUCAGUGCAUUGGACGGAAUGAAAAACUCGUUGAUCGUUUUACUGAUUUUGUCAGGAAUUCUACAGAUUCUGGGACAAAAAUGUCAGCCCAAGGAUUACGGAAAUGGUGGAACAGUUUGUGUGUGUAAUGCAAACCACUGCGAUACAGUCGAACCCGUGAAGAAACUCGAUCCAGGAUAUUACGUUACGUAUACGUCGAAUAAAGAAGGUUUGAGGUUCGAAAAAGAAGAGGGAAAAUUCGGACCAGAUGAGGAAGCAUUGAAAAAUAUCAUUAUAAUCAGGCAGGAUGGGUACCAGGAAGUUUUGGGUUGGGGAGGCACUUUCACUGAUGCUGCAGGAAUCAACAUAAAUUCUCUACCUAGCGCUGCUUCGGAAAAGUUGAUGAGGUCAUAUUUCUCCGAAGAAGGUAUCGAAUACAACUUGUGUAGAGUUCCACUUGGAGCUUCAGACUUUUCCGCGCAUCCUUACUCCUAUCAUGACGAAGAGGAUGACCAGUUACCCAACUUCAAACUUGCAGAAGAAGAUUAUACACUCAAAAUACCAUUGAUUCGGAAAGCUAUGGAAUUGACAGAUGGAGAUUUGAAACUUUUUACUUCUGCCUGGAUAGCCCCGAAGUGGAUGAAGGAAAAUGGAGAAUAUUCAGGAAUGUUUGGAUUUCUGAAGGAAUCCAAGUACCAAGUUUGGGCAAAUUACUUUCGGAAAUUCUUGGACGAAUACAAAAAGGAAAAUAUUACAUUUUGGGGAAUAACAACCGGCAACGAGCCCAGUUUGGGACUUACACCAGCCAAAAUUCCUUCAGUUGCUUGGACUGUGGAGGGAAUGGUAAAUAUCAUAUGUGCAGAUGGGGCGACGAUAAACGUGUUCCCGAAACCGGUCAUAUUGGAGAAAAAAGAAGUUUCGGACUAUAUUGAUGGAGUGGCAGUUCAUUGGUAUACUGACUUAUUGAUUGGUCCUGACUUGCUGUCAGGAUUGCAUGAAAAACAUCCAGACAAGUUCAUUCUGGGCACAGAAGCUUGUUUAGGCGCUACUCCCUUCGGAUCCCACGUUAUAUUGGGCUCUUGGUUGAGAGGAGAAUAUUAUGCGAAAGACAUUAUUCAGGACUUAAAUCACUGGGCGACAGGUUGGGUAGACUGGAAUCUGGCUCUCAAUUUGACAGGAGGUCCAACAUAUAUUGACAAUUUUGUUGAUUCUCCCAUAAUUGUGAAUGCAUCUAGUGGGGAAUUUUACAAACAACCAACAUUUUAUGCGAGGGGGCAUUUCUCAAAAUUCAUUCCAAGAGGUUCGGUGAGAAUCUAUUCCAGCCAAUUUGAUGACAAGGUGCCUGUGACUGCUUUCCGUAGACCCGAUGGUGGAGUGGCAAUUAUUAUUUUGAACCAAUAUGAGCAUCCCGUCAAAGGAAAAAUAUUCGACAUAAGAAGAGGAGAAAUAGUUUUUAAUUUAUCAAGUAAAUCUUUAACAUCUCUGUUGUACUGGUAAUUGUGAAAAAGAAAAAUAGACACGUUCCCCAUGAAAUGAA
Molecule: messenger RNA, 1593 nt
Organism: Leptinotarsa decemlineata (Colorado potato beetle)
Lineage: Eukaryota; Metazoa; Arthropoda; Insecta; Coleoptera; Chrysomelidae
Product: lysosomal acid glucosylceramidase
Biological process (GO): glucosylceramide catabolic process
Molecular function (GO): glucosylceramidase activity
Source: RefSeq, a predicted model, not a curated record